ACGCGUUGGCGUUUAGAGGAAGAAAGGGGGGCUCGCUCAACGCCCGGGUUUCCAUUGGUCCGUCCGGAGAACUGCACACGUGCGAACCCCGUGCUGAGCCGGCUGUGCGCUUGCGCGAGAAACGUCAUGUGAGAGCGAACACCGAGGCUAUAAUAAGCCCGGCGGCAGCACGCGCGCCUCCACUCCAGACGUUUUCAGUUUCGGAACGGUCACGCAGAAUCGCGCGCCACAGACACCGGCCGGCUGAAAGAAGCAUAAAGAAUCGACGCAUUAACAGAACCGAUAAUUUCCGGUCACCCCUCCUGGACCACGACAACGUCCCGACCGACGGCCACGACGCCACCACCUCCGUCCAUCUGAAACCCACUGCCGUAGACAAAGAAACCGUGUCCUGUUUCACAUCGCCCGACUCGCCUUCCGAGAAAAAAAAUCUCGCCCACCGUUCAAUGGAAAGCAGGUUCUCGGAGUACAACAGCUCUCUGUCGGCAUGCGAAGGCCCGAGUCUGGUGCCGCUUAGCGGCGCCGAGUCCGAACAAGUGGAGCCCAGUGGCGAGGCCCUGCCACAUUGCGAGCGCUCGACCGACGCACAAGGAGACUGCUGGCAACAGUUGGAGGCCUUCUGGGGUGCGGAGAAGCACCGCUGUCAACACGAACUUCUCCUGCAUGGCAGCAGCACCGAGAACCAGCUCCAGUGCCGGGACUACCUCAGCGAACCACCGCGCACGGCGCUCUUACCCCAGGGCUUAGCUAGGAAUGCCAUCAAGCCAGCGCAGAGCGACUUUCUCUACAUCGUCCGCGGUGAAGACGUCAACGAUGUGCCCACCAGUUACGUUGUCAACGGUCUCCGGCCUCAUGAGUUUCCCGUUAUCGGUACCUACGUGGACAAGCGAGUCGUGCCAGGAUUCCGCUACCGGGUCCGCGUGAACCGCACGUCAAGACAGCUCUUCGACGGUCGGGCCCUCACCCUAGAGAGUGUGGGCAGGGGCUACGGGAAGAGGAUCACCUUUGAGGCGCCCCCAGGGGGCCUGAACGACAACGACAACUACUUCUACUCGGACACCAUCGCGCAGGGCUACGGCUUCUCUCCGGUGGCCCUCGAGGUCGGAGACCGCUUUCGCAUCAGAGACUCCGACAGCGAAGAGCCUUGCGGAGACCUUCUGGUCGCCGAGCUACUCCGCGACCAGACGGAACUGGGCACCGACGUCCUGCAGGACGGGACAGUCGAGAAGCAGAUAAGGGUCUCCUUCCACGCCAAGUUCCUGAGCGUGAGCAACAGGCUCUUGGACAGGCAGCUGACCUGGAACAGGGUUAAGGUCAACGCCGUCGCCUUCCUGGUCAAGCCCCGAAAGGCCCAGCAGGCGACCCUCGAGAGACUAGUCCUGGAGGACUGCGCCCUCGCCGGAUACGAACUGGUGUCCUUCUCGCGGAGAACCGAAGCCGAGGAGUAGUAAGGGCGAUCGUCGGUGGCGUUGUUUCUGGACGUGGCUUUUUGGCCAGCUUGUAGAGUCUCUGGAACAGUCUGUGUUGGUGUGCGUGUCACAUCUGUAUUGGACCGCUCGUCUUCUUCAGACGAGUGUGAGCAUUGGAAGUCGGUCGGUAUUGGCUGACAAGUGAGAUUCAUGUGCCCCGUUUUUUAGUGAAAGCAAAACAAAGCUGCAUAAGCACUCAAGAGCAGCGUCACAAGUUCUGCGCUGCAUAUUGGAUGCUAUUUUUGUUUUCUCAUCGCGAACGUCUUGCCGCGAGCAUUUUGAUAAUUUAUAGCGGACAAUGUACUUCCCUUACGCGGAAGGCGACGAACAACAAGGUCUAAUAAAGCUAUAUUUAAGCGCA
Ixodes scapularis (black-legged tick) is the source of this 1830-nucleotide messenger RNA. RefSeq lists its product as uncharacterized. The record is from RefSeq and is a predicted model, not a curated record. The transcript has 3 exons. Lineage: Eukaryota; Metazoa; Arthropoda; Arachnida; Ixodida; Ixodidae. The coding region runs from base 447 to 1448 and encodes 333 amino acids.